GGAGACUAGGAAAGGACUAGGGUGGAGGCAAAGAGAGAGGUAUGGGAGAACGCUCCUUCUAAAACCGAAGUGGUGAAGCAUGGGGGAAUUUGUCCUUAACCUUAAGGAUGCAAACAAACUCCCCUCAAAAGAUCCCCAAAUUUAUGCACAAAUCUCUAAAGGUACUUGUGUUUCCCACCACCCACACUACCCCCCAUAUCCCCUAAUUUCAAAAAUUUCAAUCUUCCUAGUUCCUAACUCCAUCUUCAAGGCAAAAGAUCUCAUUUUAGGUAUAUACUGGCCAACAGCUCCAGUUCAGCUUAUUUAAUUUACAUCAAUGUAGUUGCAGUUGUGGACUUGAGGAGGGAAUCCUAGCGUCUUUCUUUCUUAUGAUGGACCCAAACAGAAGAUUGAACUGGCUUGAUUUGGAUGGGAGGCUAGUUUUGGUUCAAAAUCAAAAUGGGGAAAAAAUUGUAUUAUGGAGUAGCAAUACAUCAGGUUUAGGUAUUAACAAGGCCAGUCUUUUGGACAAUGGAAAUUUGGUUCUUUUGGAUAGUAAAGAUAAGGUCUUGUGGGAAAGUUUCAGUAGCCCUACAAAUAUUUUGCUUCCUGGCCAGUCUUUCCAUUAUCCGCAAAACCUUCGGGCCCUUUCAGCGAAAUCAACCCUAAGUUAUUACAGUUUGGUGAUUAGCAAAUCUGGUGAGCUUCAGCUGGUUUGGGAGCAUAAUGUCACUUACUGGAGGAGCCCAAUUAGUCCCAGUGUGCUUGUAAAGGAAGCAAGGUUUGAUAAUGAUGGCGUGUUGGGAUUGUAUGAUGAAUAUAACAAGGUGGCCUGGUCUGUUUCAAGCCAGGAUUUGGGGGACCUAUCAUCUACUAAGACUUUACAACACCUUAGUUUGGAUCAAGAUGGCAACCUGCGGAUUUACUCUUGGCACAAUGUAACUCGUGAAUGGAAAGCCGGAUGGCAAGCAGUGCAGGAGCAAUGCAAUGUGUUUGGUUCCUGUGGUUUGUAUAGUUUGUGUGGAUAUAAUUCAACUGGUCCUGUUUGCUGGUGCCUGUAUUCUCUGUCUUUGGAAAAUUGGGACACUGCCUUUUCUCCUAUUGCUGCUGACUUUGGUGGUGGUUCAGGAUGCCGAAAAAUGGUGGAUUUAGCAAACUGCAGGAUGCGUACAAGCAUGGUGGUUAUGAAACAAACGGUUCUUUAUGGUAUUUAUCCUCCCAUUGAUGUUGAAAUGUUCCUGAGUGAAAAGGAUUGUAGGGAGUAUUGCGCCAAUGACUCCACCUGCAUUGCCGUAACCUCAAUGAAUGAUGGUUCAGGGAAAUGUACAGUGAAAAGAACAAGCUUUAUCAGUGGUUAUAAUACUCAUUCUGUUGCAGCCACUUCCUUUUUGAAAGCAUGUUCCGUUCCACAAGCAGUUGCAGCUCAGAUGAACUCACAUAAUAGUGCUGGAUUAAUUGAUUCCUCAAUUUCUGGGCGCAAAAAGGCCAGUCAAGCAAACACAAGAGCUCUCAUUGGGGCUAUAGCGCUCAUCGCUUUUAUCACUGUCGUUGUUGUUGUGAGCUUGGAGCUAUUUGUAAUAUGGAUUGCUCAUGGGAGUGGACAGAUCAAGCCUCAAACGCGUAUUCCUUUCGGAAAAGAUGCUCGGAUGAACCCACAUUACAGUGCUCUUAUCAGACUUAACUUUGAAGAGAUAAAAGGACUGACAGACAACUUUGCAACUCCACUGGGACCCUCUUAUUUUAAAGGAACCCUUCCAAACAAAACCCUUGUGGUGGCGAAACUGUUGAAUGACAUCACUGUAUCUGAAAAGGACUUUCGGUUUGCAGUUUCUACAUUGGGCGGAACACACCACCGCAAUCUUGCCUCGAUCAAAGGGUUCUGCUUUGAGCCAAAACAUAAGAUUCUUCUUUAUGAGUACAUCCCAAAUGGAUCGUUAGAUCAUUGGUUGUUAGGCCCUGAGGUGGAUGAAAGUAAAAGGGUUUGGCAAGAAAGGCUGCAAAUUGCAGUUGGGGUUGCGCGAGCUAUUGCUUACCUUCACACCGAGUGUCAACAAUGCAUAAUCCAUGGGAAUUUGAAGCUAGAGAACGUCUUGCUUGACGAAAAUUUGGUCCCUAAGCUAACAGAUUUUGGGUUGCGAAGCCUACUGUUCAAGGAAAGAGUAGCAUCUUCUUCUACAGAAAUGCCAUCCGAAAAGGAUAUAUACAUGCUUGGAAUGCUGUUGUUGCAAAUUGUUACAUGCAAGAGGGAUGUGGAUGGGAUCAGUCCACAUAAAAUGCUUGAUGAGCUAUUUGAUCAGAAGGAGAGAUUUGCUGACAGUGAUGAGUUUAAGUCGGUUGAAAGAGUGAUGAAAAUAGCCAUAUGGUGCAUGCAGGAUCAGCCGUUUUUGAGGCCUUCCAUCAGUGAAGUAGUUAAGGUCUUGGAAGGCACACUUUCCGUUGAUCGCCCUCCAUCAGGUUUCAUGUUGAGUCGAAGCAUUGCUGUUGAGAGGCUAGAGGGAGAAGAAUCCUAAAGAAUCAUACUCCUUUGAUUUUAUAGCUGCUGUUAGGGAAACUCUAAGCUUAAACUCCAUUCGUGAGUUUUGUUUCCUUGAUGGGAGUUCAAAAGUUUUGUGAACGAACUCCCUUAAGGUUUUUCUUUUUUUCAGGGAAAGACAAAAUAGGCUUAUGCCCAAACUUAAGAGCUCGUAAACUUUUCAUGCUUUGUUCGAGCCUUUUCUUUUCCUCCAUAUUGCCAGUUUUUAUUUCGGAAAAUGUGGCAUAUUCAGAAGCUCCAGAGUUAGGAUAAAAGGAAAAACUAUACUACGAGUACUAUAUCUUUGGAGAUGAAAAACAUACAUGAUUCUUGCUGAUACAAACAUUCAAUAAUGGCAUUCACACUAUUCAAGUU
Oldenlandia corymbosa var. corymbosa is the source of this 2866-nucleotide messenger RNA. The record is from the annotation of a GenBank genome assembly. Lineage: Eukaryota; Viridiplantae; Streptophyta; Magnoliopsida; Gentianales; Rubiaceae.